This is a messenger RNA of Drosophila simulans, 4771 nucleotides long. Its product is annotated as zinc finger protein Xfin. The record is from RefSeq and is a predicted model, not a curated record. Lineage: Eukaryota; Metazoa; Arthropoda; Insecta; Diptera; Drosophilidae. Gene Ontology annotation, biological process: regulation of transcription by RNA polymerase II. Gene Ontology annotation, cellular component: chromosome. The transcript is spliced from 3 exons. Gene Ontology annotation, molecular function: chromatin insulator sequence binding. The coding region runs from base 359 to 4093 and encodes 1244 amino acids.
AACACCGUGCAACGCCGUUACAGUUUAUUUGCGGCCCGUAGCUCUGCGACGCCGCAAACAAAAUGGCUCUGAUUUUUGCAGACUACAAUAAGUUUUAGUUUUGGCCAUAUUUCCGCUGCCCCAGUGGGCUAAAAGCAGAUGCAAAAGGUCCCAGUGAGGUGUGUGCUGCUGCAGCGACUGUGAAGAUGGAACCUGGUGUGCGCAACACCUCAGAAGAGCUCUACCAAGUGAAAAACCAGACAGCCGUCAUCGUUAUUGCCAAUUGUGGCAUAUAGGAUACGAAAACUAGUUCUCACGCAUACGCACUCACACAUUGAAGAGCCACUGACGACGCGAGCUGCCUCUUCCCAGUCAAAAGAUGGAGGGCAUGGAUCUGUGGACGUCGAUGUUUUCGUCCGACUUCGAGGAGGGUGAGGCGGAGAGCGGGGCGGCGGAACUGGAGGAAAGCGAGCAGUACGGGAAUGGCAAUGAUGACUUCCUAGGCGAUACGGAGAUCCUUGAUUCAGGCGAUGCCAUCGAUGACCUGUUGGAUGCCGAAGAGGAUGAAAGGGAGGAGGAGGAUGACUACGAAAAGAACUCCAAGGAGCCAAAGCAACCAGAUCCCGACGAUGAUGCGCUCUUUGAUUUUAAUAUGGAACCCAUUGUUGAUAUAGCGGAGCCACAGCAUCCGUCGUUGGCUCCUGCUGGACCCAUGGGCCACCAAGUGCGUCCGCCAAUGCAGCGACACUCAUUCCCGGGAGCUGUGGGUCGACCUAGAUUGGGUCCCGGUCUGUCUGUACGACCCACCACCUCGCAGAUCAAUGCAACGGACGAGAACGGAGUGCCAAUUAACUACGAGUUGGGCGUAGUCUACAUCUGCCCCGCCUGCGGUGGUGAAUUCCGGCAACAGGACCACUGGAAGCGGCACAUGAACCACAUCCACAAAUACAACACCCUGCGUGGCUUGAACUUUACGCCGCUGGACAAGCUCUAUCAGCGGUGCAGGGAGUGCAACAAGCGGAUUGCCAUGCACAGCCGGGAGAACCUGCUUAAGCAUAAGUUUACGCACCUGCCCUUCAGGUGCACCAAGUGCUACAUCUGCAAGCGGGAGUACAAAUACAGGCAAGAUCUUAUGGUUCAUCUUCGCAUGGUCCAUUGCGAUGAAGUCGUGGCCAUGAUGCGUGAGGGUUACAAUGCGGCGGGGCGGAAGACACGGGUUCGAGAGUCUCGCACCGAGCAGCUGUUGCGGGAGAAGAGCUUCCGAGAGAAUGAUGACCUUGGGGAGGAAUCCGAUCGCAUAGAGGUGCGGAAUGAGCUGCUCGAGCCAGAUGUUGAUGAGUCUGGCAUCCAGGAGCAGACCGUGUCGGAAGAGGUUUCCAAGAAAAAGGCUGGCACUCGAGGAGCAGCUGAACUGUGCGAGGAUUACAUACACUACAUGUGUCCAGACUGCGGCACCGAAUGCGACACUCACGCCCAAUGGAGCCAGCACAUCGAGUUCGUCCAUGACUACGUCAGCCGAAGGGGACUUAAUUUCCGAAGCGUGGACAUGCAAAUGCAGUGCCUCGAGUGCAAAAAGAUUGUGACUCCCAACACCAUUAAAUCACUUCGCGCCCACAAAUUCAGCCAUUUAUCGCAGCCUGAGUGGCUGCGCUGUAAACUCUGCUACAAGGGUUACACGGAUCAUCAGGAAAUAAUCAGACAUCUGCUGCAGCACCAUCAUAUGGAUACGCUUAUUUCGGAGGACGCCGAGGAGGAGGAUGGUGAUGCUUCCGCAGCAAUAGUGGCGGAGGAUGAAUGCGACGGGGACAAUGGAAACAGCGAGGGAAAUGGCGCCCCUUUGGACGAGGACUCGCCCUACUUUGAAGACGCACCCAGACGCGGUGGUCGCAUCAGCAGCGACGACAUUUUCGAGCCCCACAUCGACUACCUCUGUCCGCAGUGCGGCAAAGAAUUCAUCGAGAAGAAGCACUGGCGCACCCACGUGGUCAUGGCACACAGCAUGAACGACCUGAGCAAGCUUAAUUUUGAGAUGAUAAACGAACGGCAGCUGAAGUGCACUGAGUGCGACAAGAUCAUAACCAAUGCGUAUGGAAUCCAGAAUGCCCAGCAACACAGGAUCACGCAUCUUCCAUUCAAGGCCUACGCCAGGUGUCGCAAGUGCCACAAGUCCUACACAGACAGAAAGGGUCUCGUAAAGCAUCUGGCUACCCAUCAUCGCGUUGGUUGGCCACGAAAGCUAUCGGGAGGAUGCCCAGCUCCAAUUGUUACACCCACCAAGCAGCCACGCAAACAGAUAGUAACGAUAGCCAAUGAAACGUACGAGAUAAUCUAUCUGGACGACGUAGACCAAGGCGGCAUGGAGGAGGAUAACGACUUUGGUGAACAGAUGCAGGCAGAAGAGGAUGAAUAUCCAAUUGCAUCGCCACCACCACCACCACCACCGCCACAGCCAACAUCUCAAGGAAAUCAUCAACGCUACAAGUGCGUCCACUGUGGCACACUCUUCGCUACCCAGGCGGCCGUCCGUGUUCACAUUAGCGAAAAGCGGUGCAGGAAGACAGUGGUCAGAAGGCGUCGACAGCCAGUGAUGAACUCUGGGGAUCCAUCCGUGGCCACCGUAGAACAAAAUUACAUCUUCUUGUGCCCAUCCUGCGGAUUUGAGUACAAGACUCAGUUCGAGUGGCGCCGUCACAUCAACGAGGUGCACAAUUUUGACAAACGUCAAUAUCUAAACAUGCGUCAGUUGGAUAAGUAUCGCUAUCAAUGCACCCAGUGCAAGGACAUUGUAUGCAAUUCGAAGCUGAAGGGUUUGCAGGACCAUCACUUCCGCCAUCUGCCCUACAGACUGUACCUCAAGUGCCUGAUCUGCGGCACCUGCUACAAUCACAAGCCGAAUAUAGCUGCACAUUUGAGGGCCCGUCACAGCAUUUUUGAUAGGGAGACGCCGGCGAUGAUCACAAAACCGAAACAAGUGCUUGGGCGUUAUAAGGAUAACAGUAGGGAGAACCCCAAAUUACCCUCUCCUCCACCGGCUCCCGCACUGGCACCAGCACCGCCCUCACCACCUGCAUGCUCCUCCUCUGCUGCUUCCACUGCGAGUAGUCGUUCCCUAAAACCACAGCCUGGCGGAUUGCCAGCCCGACCCGCUGGUCUCAACACACUGGAGGACAGCAUCUCGUACCACAAUGCCGUGGACCUGGACUUCAUCACGUACUUUUGUCCCAAGUGCAAUCAGAACUUUGACUCUCAUGCUUUCUGGCGCAAACAUAUUGUGGAGCAGCACAACUUUAACAGCCGUGAGGGCCUCAACUUUCGGCAGAUCGACAACCAUCACUACCUGUGCCUGGAGUGCUACAAACGGGUGACCGUGACGCACACCAAGGGCGCCAUCGGGCAGCUACAGUCGCACAAGUUCCGCCACCUGCCCCACAGAUCCUUCAAGUGCUUGACUUGCGGCGGUGAGUUUGUGCGCAAGCAAAUGUUCUUCAAGCACCUCAACCGCGACACUAACCGGUGUGACAAUCGUCCGCACCGAGAAUUCGAUGACGAUGAGCCCGACCAAGAUACGCUAUUGAGCUCCAUUUACCAUCUAACGUGCCCGCAAUGCGGUGACAACUUCAAAACUCACAAUAAAAAGGAAUGGCGGGAGCACAUCAACGACCACCAUGGCUUGACCAAGCUAGAGCUUUUGCACAUGACCAAGGUGGGUGAGGAUGUCUACCGCUGCCAGGACUGUGAUGAGGAGCUGGAGACGAAUCGGCAGUGGGUGCUACAGUUCCAUCGAUUCCAGCACCUGCCCCACGCGGCCUACAUCCGUUGCAAACUGUGCAAGCAGAGCAGUGAGGACGAUGCUGCUGCGGUGGGUGAGUUGCACAGCCUCCGUGAGCUGCAACAGCACAUUCGUAAGCACCAUCCAGGCCUGGGGGAUGCCGAGAUGAUAUCGCUCAUCGAGCAGAUAAUUCAGGACGAGAAGGAGCAGGAGGAGGGCACGAAGCAGACCAAUGAUGAUGAAAACCCUACUGGUCAGGACUCAGGACCGUAUAUGCCGUUGCCGCCACAUCUUCUGGACGAUGAUGGCGACGUGGAAUUCGAAGAUCAGUAUCUGCUCGGCUAGUAUUAACGAAUAAGAAUUUUUCGAUUUAUUUAAAAAAAAAAUCUUAGUGGCAGAAUGUAAUUUUUCGACCAUGCACGUCCGGUUUUUUUGUAUUUUAACUGGAGCUUAGAACUCAAUCUUAACUUUACUCGAAAAUCUCACUAAAAUGCUAGUGUAUUCGAUUUGCAUAUUGUAUUAUGCAGUGUCUUUUACUGAAACCGUGAAAGUAUAUUUCACUUUUAAAUUCUGUGUUCGUUUUGUUUUUUAUUUUAUUAGUUCUGCCAAUCGAACAUAGAUUACGUUUUGCCACUAAGACUAGCCCGUUUUUUAUGACCCAAAUCGAAAUAGCCUAAUCCACUUCCGCAACACCUGUGUACUUCCAGUGGCAAACAGAUUCUGAUAUUGAAGAGAUUAAUUAGAGUAUUCAUAUAGUUUACCCAUAGACGACACCGCCUAAAUCUGAUUACGGACUUUUAUCUGUAGGCUACUCUUUAAUUGCUAGUAUUAAGAAUCCAAGCUAUUUAUUUUCGAUAUAAUCUCAAUGAACGGUAACUGAUAUUAUCAAAAUUAUAAUUAUAUUUUCAGCACCACUGCUUCGACUAAUAAGAAAUUGGUCUCGAAAAAGUUGGUCUAUGCACGUGAGCGGCUUUGCGCUGUUUGAUUAAUGUUAAUAAAUAAGACAUUUAAUUCUAAAUGAAA